ACUCCUCGUAGAUACCCAACACUCUCCAAUCCCCUCGAUCAAACGCCUUCAUUUCUCGCCCUUUUUCGUCUCCAGAUAUCCCACAAAACCGCAGCCAUGGGUUUCACCGAUCUCCUCACUGAUGCUGGCCUCACCCUCCUGAACAACUGGGUUUCCACCCGCUCCUACAUCACUGGCUUCUCUGCCACCCAGGCCGACGUCGCCGUCUUCAAGGCCAUCAAGGAGGCUCCCGCCGCCGACAAGUACCCUUCUGCUGCCCGUUGGUACAAGCACAUUGCCACAUACGAGGAUGAGUUCGCCACCCUCGAGGGCGAUGCCAGCAAGCCCUACACCGUCUACGGCCCUGAGGUCGCCGAGGUCACCCUGAACCCCGCCAAGGCCCCCGAGGCUGACGAUGAUGAUGUCGACCUGUUCGGCUCUGACGAUGAGGAGGAGGAUGCCGAGGCUGCCCGUGUCCGUGAGGAGCGUCUGGCUGCCUACCGUGAGAAGAAGGCUGCCAAGCCCAAGGUUGCCGCCAAGUCUGUUGUCACCCUGGAUGUUAAGCCUUGGGAUGACGAGACUGAUCUGGCUGCCAUGGAGGCUGCUGUCCGUGGUAUUGAGCAGGAUGGUCUACUGUGGGGUGCUUCCAAGCUGGUCGCUGUUGGCUUCGGUAUCAAGAAGCUGCAGAUCAACCUGGUCGUUGAGGACGAGAAGGUCUCCCUGGAUGAGCUCCAGGAGCAGAUCCAGGAGUUCGAGGACUGGGUCCAGUCCACCGAUGUCGUCGCCAUGCAGAAGCUGUAAGCGGGUGCAAAAUACUGGUGUUGUGAGUUGUGGUACGAAUUUAUCAUGGGUAAUGAUUGGGGGGUAAGAAUCUAUCAGUGUCUUACAUAGUUUGUUAUGCGCUGGGUGAGGGCUGUCAAAAGUCGCCCUCUCGCAUAGUCACGGAUUCUCAAAAGCAAAAAAAUAAGAAGCCAUAGACAAUGUCUCCUUCGGGGUCCCUGUUAUGCCGCUGUGACACUUGAUGAUUCUCUCAAGAAGAGAUUGGCCUGAUGAUGUUACGGAAUUAAAUAGCCAGAUAUAUCGCCCUUUCUGAGGCGGUGAUCCACGACAACGAUUACAAGCGCAAACAGGCAUGUUUACAAGUUCAGGUGUUAGAUGACAACAUUGAAGGCUUCAUGUUUAUUG
Trichoderma virens Gv29-8 is the source of this 1164-nucleotide messenger RNA. RefSeq lists its product as uncharacterized. NCBI's taxonomy places the organism in Eukaryota, Fungi, Ascomycota, Sordariomycetes, Hypocreales, Hypocreaceae. The record is from RefSeq and is a predicted model, not a curated record. Gene Ontology annotation, biological process: translational elongation. The coding region runs from base 97 to 780 and encodes 227 amino acids. Gene Ontology annotation, molecular function: translation elongation factor activity; guanyl-nucleotide exchange factor activity. The transcript has 4 exons. Gene Ontology annotation, cellular component: eukaryotic translation elongation factor 1 complex; cytosol.